Messenger RNA from Lottia gigantea (owl limpet), 2681 nucleotides. RefSeq lists its product as hypothetical. Gene Ontology annotation, biological process: glutaminyl-tRNA aminoacylation; translation. The record is from RefSeq and is a predicted model, not a curated record. The coding region runs from base 13 to 2349 and encodes 778 amino acids. Gene Ontology annotation, cellular component: cytosol; aminoacyl-tRNA synthetase multienzyme complex; cytoplasm. The transcript has 20 exons. Lineage: Eukaryota; Metazoa; Mollusca; Gastropoda; Lottiidae. Gene Ontology annotation, molecular function: ATP binding; glutamine-tRNA ligase activity.
AGAAUCACAAACAUGGCCACCGACCUCGUGGAUUUAUUCGUUUCGAUCGGUUUAACCGAACAGAAAGCCAAGGAAACUAUUAAAAAUGAUCAAGUUUCGAAGAAUUUGAAGAGUGCUAUCGAUUCAGCUAGAAAUGUAAGUGGAGAGGGUGACCUGAAUGAUUCUGGUAAACUUUUAUACCAUAUUGCCACCAAGUUAAAAUCUCAAAUUAAAAAUAGACAACCAUUACUGGUAGAAUAUGUUGUCAAGAAAAAAAUUACUUCAGAAAACCAGCUCAAUGCUGGUAUGGAGUAUUUACUGUCCCACCCUGUAGAGAAGUUGAAUGUAGAAGAGUUUGAGAAAGCAUCAGGUGUAGGAAUCAAGGUUUCACCAGAGGAUAUCGAAACUGCUGUAGAAGAAGUGAUAGGGAAAUAUAAAAAUGAUCUGAAAGAACAAAGGUAUAGGUUUAAUACUGGAAAAAUACUGGCUGAAGCAAAGGGAAAAUUAAAAUGGGCUGAUGGUAAAGCUGUUAAAAAUGAAGUAGACAUGCAGUUAUUAGAUUUAUUGGGACCAAAAACUGAUGCUGAUUUAGAAAAAGCACCAAAACAGAAGGCACCAAAACCUGCUAAAACAGCUGACAGUAAAACAGAGGCUGGACCAGUUAUUGAUGAUUUCAUGGGUGAAGACGGCCAUGUCAAGAGUUUUAUGGAUUUAAUGGGUGAUGCUGUCAAAUUUCAUAAAACAGGAGAGAAUUAUAAGACUGAUGGGUAUGUGAUAACACCAAAUACAAUGACUAUAUUAAAAGAACAUUUAAAACGUACAGGGGGUAAAGUUUAUACCAGAUUUCCACCAGAACCAAAUGGUAUUCUACAUAUUGGUCAUGCUAAAGCUAUCAACUUUAACUUUGGUUAUGCCAAGUGGACUGGUGGUAACUGUUAUUUAAGAUAUGAUGAUACAAACCCAGAAAAAGAAGAAGAAAAAUUCUUCGUUGGUAUCAAAGACAUGGUUGAAUGGUUAGGCUACAAACCAUUUAAAGUGACACAUGCUUCAGAUAAUUUUGAUAAGUUAUACAACUACGCAGUAGAGUUAAUACGUAGAGGUCAUGCUUACGUUUGUCACCAGACAGCCGAAGAGGUCAAAGGUUACAACAACCCUGAUUCACCGUGGAGAGACAGACCAAUGGAAGAAUCUCUUAAACUGUUUGAAGACAUGAAAAAUGGAAGAAUAGAUGAAGGUAAAGCUACUUUAAGAAUGAAAACUAUUUUAGAAGAAGGUAAAAAAGACCCAGUAGCUUAUAGAAUAAAAUUUACACCACAUCAUAGAUCAAAAGAUACAUGGUGUAUUUACCCGACCUAUGAUUUCACUCAUUGUUUAUGUGAUUCUAUUGAAGACAUCACUCAUUCUCUGUGUACUAAAGAAUUUCAAUCCAGACGUUCAUCUUACUAUUGGUUAUGUAAUGCCCUAGAUAUCUACUGUCCGGUACAGUGGGAAUAUGGUAGACUCAAUCUCAACUAUGCUGUUGUUUCAAAACGAAAAAUAGGAAAACUUAUUACUGAAGGUUUUGUUAGAGAUUGGGAUGAUCCUAGAUUGUUUACCCUAACAGCAUUAAGAAGAAGGGGAUUCCCAGCAGAAGCUAUCAACUUAUUCUGUGCUAAAGUGGGUGUGACUAUGGCCCAGACUGUUAUUGAUCCGGUGUUACUAGAAUCUUGUAUUAGAGAUGUUCUCAAUAUUACAGCUCCACGAGUAAUGUGUGUAUUUGAACCAUUAAAAGUAACUAUAUCAAACUUACCACCUGACACCCCUUCUGAAGUUACCGUACCUAAUUUCCCUGCUGAUGAGAAGAAGGGUCACCAUAAAGUACCCCUACGUAAUGUUAUCUAUAUAGACCAGUCUGACUUUAGAGAGGUAGCUGAUAAAUCAUACAAGAGGCUAUCGACCAAUCAAACAGUAGGCUUACGACAUGCUGGGCUGGUUAUCUCUGUAGAUAAGAUUAUCAAGGAUAAAAAUGGUCGACCUUCAGAAUUAUUAGUCUCCUGUAAGAAAUCAACAGAAACAGAGAAACCUAAAGCCUUUAUACACUGGGUAUCUGAUGGGUUAGAAUGUGAGAUUAGAUUAUAUGAGCGAUUAUUCCACCAUAAAAAUCCUGAAGACCCAAGUGAAGUACCUGGUGGCUUCUUAACAGACGUCAAUACAAAUUCUUUGACAGUUAUUCCCAAUGCCUUGAUUGAUGUUUCUACAAAACAGGCUAAAACGUUUGAUAAAUUCCAGUUUGAGAGGUGUGGUUUCUUCAGUGUUGACCCUGAUUCUUCUGCUAAAAGGUUGGUGUUUAACAGAACUGUCAGUUUGAAAGAAGAUCCAGGCAAAAAUUAAUUUAUCCAUUUUAUUGCUGAAAAAAUAUUUAUUUAAAAAAAAACAAAGUAAACCUAAAAUAAUAUUGUGAAUUUGAGGAUUGAUAUUUGGUGUGGAAAAUGUUAAUUUUGUCAUGAGAUGCAAGUUAAUUGUCAAAGAAAGACAGAAAAUUUAAUUUUUAUACCCCAUAAAUCAGGAAUUAUCAAAGAUAUCCAAUUGAAGAGGACAUGACUACUGAAUUAUAUUAAAUAUUUGAGUUUGUAAAAGUUAUAAUUGGCAGAUAUGCAGCUUCAAAAAUAGUCCAAUGUAACUCAUGAGAAAUGCUUGGAAUGAAGAAUAAAAUAAUACCUCUU